Messenger RNA from Saccostrea cuccullata (small rock oyster), 7082 nucleotides. Its product is annotated as myosin heavy chain, non-muscle-like. The record is from RefSeq and is a predicted model, not a curated record. Gene Ontology annotation, cellular component: myosin II complex; myosin filament; cytoplasm. Bases 227 to 6076 code for a protein of 1949 amino acids. Gene Ontology annotation, molecular function: actin filament binding; microfilament motor activity; ATP binding. The transcript is spliced from 40 exons. Lineage: Eukaryota; Metazoa; Mollusca; Bivalvia; Ostreida; Ostreidae.
AACCCAGCUUCGUCACGUGACCUCUGGUAAUGCCUGUUUUCGAGCGGGCGGGGGCUCGGUGACGAAUUUAAUGAAUCAGCAGAGGUCUUGAAGUUUCUUGGAAAUAAUUGUUGAAACUUUUCGGCUUCGUCUUACAUUUAGUGAACGACAUUUUGGAUAACUUUACUUAUUAACAGGAUUCAAACAACUAAAGGAAGUUACGAAUAUACCGUAUAUUUUCUUCAAAAUGGCGGACGAUCCGUAUGCAGGUGUGAGCGCACAAGAGUUGCAAUAUUUGGCCGUGGACAGAAACAAAAUCAAUGAUCCCAUGGUACAAGCAGAAUGGGCUUCCAAAAAACUCAUAUGGAUACCCCACGAAGUACAUGGCUUUUGUGCUGCCAGCAUUGUAAGCGACCAUGGGGAUGAGGUAGAAGUGGUGGUGGAAGAAACUGGGAAACGUGUGAGGGUUCACAGAGACGAUUGCCAAAAAAUGAAUCCUCCUAAAUUCAAUAAAGUGGAGGACAUGGCAGAACUAACUUGUCUUAACGAAGCAUCUGUUCUACACAAUUUGAAAGAUCGAUAUUUUUCUGGUUUAAUAUAUACUUACUCUGGACUAUUCUGUGUGGUGGUGAACCCUUACAAGAGACUCCCAAUCUAUACAGACAAAGUUGUAGAACUUUAUAAAGGAAAGAAAAGACAUGAAGUCCCACCACAUGUAUUUGCAAUUACUGACACAGCUUACAGGAGUAUGCUGCAAGAUCGAGAGGACCAGUCUAUUCUCUGCACUGGAGAAUCAGGUGCAGGAAAAACAGAAAACACCAAAAAAGUGAUCCAGUACUUGGCAUAUGUUGCUGCCUCUUCCCGAACCAAUCGCUCAUCCGUGUCCAACCUGCAUGUAACGAGCAAAGACAUCAAUCUUGGGGAGCUGGAGAAUCAGUUGCUGCAAGCCAAUCCUAUUCUGGAAGCCUUUGGAAAUGCCAAGACUAUCAAGAAUGACAACUCUUCCAGAUUUGGAAAAUUCAUAAGAAUCAACUUUGAUUCCUCAGGAUACAUAUCAGGAGCCAACAUUGAGACAUAUCUUCUAGAAAAGUCAAGAGCUGUAAGGCAGGCAGAAAAUGAAAGAUGUUUUCAUAUUUUUUACCAGUUCUUUGCUGGUGCAACAGCUGAUCAGAGAAAGGAGUUUCUAUUGGAUGACAUCAGAAACUAUCGCUUUUUAUCGGGAGGUAGAAUUCCUGUAAAUGGGGUUGACGAUGGUGCAGAAUUUCGGGCCACUGCGGAAGCCAUGACCAUUAUGGGCAUUGGUCCAGAGGAACAGGCUGCCAUUUUGAGAGUGGUGUCAUCUGUUCUUAUGUUUGGAAAUAUGCAGUUUAAGCAGGAGAGUAGGAAUUCAGAUCAAGCAUCAAUGCCAGAUGACACGGUUGCCCAAAAAGUUUGUCAUCUUCUGGGUGUGCCAGUGACUGCUGUUGUUCAAGCUUUCCUGAGACCAAGAAUCAAAGUGGGGAGGGACUACGUCACAAAGGCACAGACCAAGGAACAGGUGGAGUUUUCUGUUGAAGCCAUUUCUAAAGCUCUGUAUGAAAGAAUGUUCAGAUGGCUGGUGACAAGAAUCAAUAGAUCUUUGGACAGAACCAAGAGACAGGGGGCAUCUUUUAUUGGAAUUCUGGAUAUUGCUGGAUUUGAAAUUUUCAAGUCAAGUGAGGGCAAGAUGAAUUCAUUUGAGCAAUUGUGCAUCAACUACACAAAUGAGAAACUGCAGCAGCUGUUCAAUCACACCAUGUUUAUUCUGGAGCAAGAGGAAUACCAAAGGGAGGGAAUUGAAUGGAAAUUUAUUGAUUUUGGACUAGAUCUUCAGCCUACCAUUGACCUUUUAGAGAAACCAUUAGGUAUUCUAGCACUUUUGGAUGAGGAAUGCUGGUUCCCGAAAGCCACAGAUAAAACUUUCAUUGACAAAGUUAUUGCACAACAUUCCACACAUCCCAAAUUUAGGAAGCCUGACUUUCGAGCUGAUGCUGAUUUUAGCCUUAUUCAUUAUGCUGGCCAGGUGGACUACUCAGCAAGCCAAUGGUUAAUGAAGAAUAUGGAUCCUUUGAAUGAAAAUGUAGUGUCUCUGAUGCAGAACUCGUCCGACUCCUUUGUUGCAGCAAUAUGGAAAGAUGCUGAAAUUGUUGGAAUGGGGGCCACAGCUGGCGGAGAUACCAUGUUUGGAUCUCGAACAAGGAAGGGGAUGUUUAGGACUGUUGGUCAGCUCUACAAGGAACAGUUAUCCAAGCUCAUGGCUACACUACGCAACACCAACCCUAACUUUGUCAGAUGUAUCAUUCCAAAUCAUGAGAAAAAGGCUGGCAAGAUUGACUCUCCUCUGGUGCUGGAGCAGCUGAGAUGUAAUGGUGUAUUGGAAGGAAUUAGAAUCUGUAGACAAGGGUUUCCCAACAGAAUUCUCUUCCAAGAAUUCCGUCAGAGAUAUGAAAUUCUCUGUCCAAACUGCAUUCCUAAAGGAUUCAUGGAUGGAAAGAAGGCUGUAGAAAGAAUGAUUGCAGCUCUAGAACUUGAUCCAAACUUGUACCGUGUUGGUCAGAGCAAGAUAUUUUUCCGAGCUGGUGUACUUGCUCAUUUGGAGGAGGAAAGAGAUCUCAAAUUGACAGAUGUAAUUAUACAGUUCCAGUCACUGUGCAGAGGCUUAUUAGCAAGGAGAAAUUAUCAAAGGCGAUUACAGCAGCUUAGCGCAAUCCGAGUUAUUCAAAGAAAUUGUGCAGCCUACCUUAAACUUCGCAAUUGGGCAUGGUGGAGACUAUUUACAAAGGUAAAACCACUUUUGCCUGUUACUGGACAAGAAGAAAAGAUAACUCAGAAAGAGAAAGAACUUGAGAAGUAUAAGGAAAGCUAUGAGAAGACAAAGUCUGAUUAUGAGGAAAUAGAGCGUCGCUAUGCCCAGAUUAUUGAGGAGAAAUCAAUCCUGGCAGAGCAGGUUCAGGCCAGUGAGGAAGUGGCAGCCGAGGCAGAGGAGGCCAGGCGACGUAUAGGAGCAAAGAAGGAUGAAUUGGAAGAAAUUCUUCAUGAAAUGGAGAUCAGAAUUGAGGAAGAAGAGGAAAAAUGCAAUCAACUCAUCGACGAACGAAAAAAAUUCCAGCAAACAAUCACAGAUUUGGAAGAUCAACUAGAAGAUGAAGAACAAGCAAGACAGAAAUUACAAUUAGAAAAAGUCUCAGCAGAAUCUAAAAUUAAAAAGUUAGAAGAAGAUUUAGCUGUUCAGGAUGAUAGUAAUCAGAAAUUAGUGAAAGAAAAACGCAGUCUGGAAGAACGUUAUAAUGAAGUGCAGAGUCAGCUUGUAGAGGAAGAAGAGAAAGCUAAACAGCUAGGAAAACUGAAAAAUAAAUAUGAAGCUAUUAUAGCUGACUUAGAGGAGCGUUUAAGAAAAGAAACACAGGCUCGUCAAGAACUUGAAAAAAUUAAAAGACGCCUUGAGACAGAGUUAAAUGACCUGCGAGAACAACUUUUGGAGAAAAGACAGCAAGUUGAAGAACUUCAGGGCAUUUUGUCCAAACGUGAAGAAGAAGUACAGUUCACUCUUCAAAAAGUUGAAGAGGAAGGAGCUGCAAAAAGUACAUUCCAAAAACAACUUAGAGAUCUCCAGACUCAAAUGCAAGAGUUACAGGAAGAUUUAGAUGCUGAAAAGGAAGCCAGAAAUAAGGCUGAAAAAUUGAAAAGGGAUUUGAAUGAGGAACUGGAGGCAUUAAAAACUGAGUUGGAAGAAAAUCUAGAUGCAACGGCAGCUGUCCAAGACAUCAGGGCCAAAAGGGAGGAUGAACUUCGUGAUCUCAAACAAGCUCUACAGACCAGUCAGAAACAGUAUGAAUCCACUGUACAUGACGUUAAACAUAAAUACCAACAGCAGCUAGAUCAGCUUAAUGAGGACUUGGACAAUGUAAAAAAGAAUAAACAACUAUUAGAGAAGACGAAGCAGACACUGGAGGCAGAGAAUCAAGAUUUGUGUAAUGAUCUGAAAUCUGUCCAAAUGGCCAAAACAGAAUCUGAAAGAAAAAGGAAGCAGACUGAGCAGCAUCUUCAGGAAGCAUCCAUUAAGCUUCAGGAAACUGAGCGUAGCAGAGCUGAAGCAGCUGAUAAGGCUUCCAAGCUUAGUCUUGAAUUAGAAUCAGUUAGUAAACAGCUGGAGCAAGCAGAAACCAAAAACAUUCAAAUGACACAGAAGGUCAGCUCCUUAGAAGCACAGCUUGUGGAUGCUCAGGAAUUAAUAAAUGAUGAGACAAAAGCUAAGUUAAUGGCCCAGUCCAAGCUUAGACAAACCACCGAUGACAUUUCCUCGCUAAAUGAACGCAUUGAAGAAGAGGAGGAAAACAAAAGGCAGCUGGAAAAGCAAAUAGCAGAACUGCAAAACAAGUUUGGAGAAUUGCGGAAAAAAUCUGAGGAGGAUGCCCAUAAUCUGGAGACUGCUGAAGAGCAGAGAAAGAAACUAGCACGAGAAGUGGAUGCGUUAACAGUUAGACUGGAGGAAACCGUGGCAGCAGCUGACAAAUUGGAGAAGUCCAAGAAGAAGCUACAGGCAGAGGUUGAAGAUCUGACAGUAGAAUUAGAAACCCAAAAGUCUGCUGCUUCAAACAUGGAGAAAAAACAGAAGAAAUUCGAUCAAAUGCUCUCUGAUGAGAAAGCUGUUUCACAAAGGUUAGCUAAUGAACGAGAUAAUGCAGAGAGAGAGUCUCGGGAAAAAGAGACCAAAAUCCUGAACCUUCAGAGAGAACUGGAGGAAAUGAGAGAGAUGUAUGAGAAGGCAGAAAAGGGUAGACUAGCUUCUCAGCGCGAGCUCGAGGACCUUGUAUCAACAAGCUCAGAUGUAGGAAAGAAUGUACACGAGUUGGAGAAAGCCAAGAGAACACUGGAAAGUCAGGUUGAGGAGCAGAGAAAUACCAUUGAGGAGCUGGAGGAUGAGCUUCAGUGUUCUGAGGAUGCCAAGCUGAGGCUGGAGGUCAACAUGCAGGCACUUAAGACUCAGCUGGAGAGAGAGCUCCAAGGCAAAGAGGAGGCAGUGGAAGAUCAGAAGAAACUUCUCCUUAGACAGCUGAGAGACAUGGAAGCUGAACUUGAGGAUGAAAGGAAACAGAAAGCAAUAGCAGUAAAUGGACGCAAGAAACUUGAAAAUGAUUUGAAAGAUUUUAUGCAGCAAGUUGAAAUGGCAAACAAAGUGAAAGACGAUGCUGUAAAACAGCUUCGUCGAAUUCAGGCACAAAUGAAGGAAAACCAGCGAGAGUUGGAUGAAGCACGGUUAGCCAGAGAGGAAAUGCAAGGUACAGUGAAGGAAAAUGAACGCAAGAUAAAAAGUUUAGAUGCUGAGAUUCUUCAGCUACAAGAGGACCUGGCAGCAGCAGAAAAAGCUAAGCGUAAUGCUGAGGCGGAGAGAGAUGAGCUGCAGGAUGAACUCAGUAGCUUCACAACUGGAAAGUCUGCUUUGUUGGAGGAAAAGAGAAGAAUGGAGGCCAGGCUUCAACAACUGGAAGAGGAGCUGGAGGAGGAACAGAGCAAUAGUGAAAUGUUGAAUGAUAAAGCCCGCAAAGCAAUGAACCAGGUAGAACAGCUGACUACAGAACUAAACACAGAGAGGUCCCUAACACAGAAGAUGGAGAAUCAAAGAUCAACACUGGAGAGACAAAACAAGGAAUUGAAAGAGAAACUAGCUGAACUAGAGAACCAGAUUAGAACUCGAACUAAGGCCACCAUUGCAGCUCUGGAGGGCAAGGUGGCUAAUCUAGAGGAGCAGCUAGAUGUAGAGACCAAGGAGAGAACUCAGCUUCAAAGACUGUUAAGGAGACAGGAUAAGAAACUGAAGGACUUUGCUAUUCAGGCAGAAGAUGAGCGCCGCCAUGCUGAUCAGUACAAGGAACAGGUUGAAAAGAUGAACAAUCGUGUUAAGGCUUUGAAGAGACAGAUAGAUGAAGCAGAAGAGGAAAUCACUCGAGUGAAUGCACAGAAAAGGAAACUACAGCGAGAUCUGGAUGAGCAAAUGGAACAGAAUGAGUCAGCGUCCAGGGAGAUCUCUUCCUUAAAGAAAUACAGUAGUUACCAACAUCAGCCGACUGAUUCUGACUGACCUAGUGCCACUGCGCGGCCAACACGUUCCAUGCUGUCAUCAAUGAGGACGGAGCUGGGAGAGGAGGAGGUCAGUGCGGACGAGAAUCCAGAAAACUCGGAGGCUUAGUCUUCUCAUAUAAACUAUUGUAUCAAAGGAGUCUUCCUCUCUGUAUUAACAAUACCUUUCUCUCUACCCCAUGUAAGGAAUCAUUGUUUCUAUGUUAAUGUGUAGUAGCUGUGUAUAAUCUCUUUAUUCAUUAAGAUAUUAAUUUGUUGCCCAGUAAUGCUGAAUUAUAUAUGUUGAAUAUGGGAACAUUUUUUUCCUUUUUUUUUUUUUUGGCUUUUUUAUUAAAUCAGUUAUAUUUUAAAAGGACAUUUUAUUCUCUAUUAAAAAUUCAUAGGCUUGGCAAAACAUAACUGUAGAAGCGUCAUUUUUCACAAACACUCUUAUGUCAGCUUAUGUAUGUCUUAGUGCUAUCAUGAUGUGCCGUUGUGUAAUCUCAAGUGCUGAAAGCCAGUAAGAUAAUGUCAAUGUUUUCUCAUUUUUUAUCACAAACAAAUGAACUUGCAAGGACCAAAUGUUAGUCAUGGACGUGUUUAUAAUUAGUUAUAGUGUAUGUGUCAUGAACAAAUUUUUUUUUGUCAUUUAUGUCAAUCUUUUCCAGUUUAUCAUAUGCUUGACAAAUUCCAUUGUGGCUUCUUAUAUAACAAUGUGAUAUAUAUAUAUAUAAAACAUGGAUAUUUUUCAUCCAUAAUUUCCUUUGUAUUUGAUAUAUUUUUUACAUAGCUGUGAUUGGAAUUUAGCCUUAUAACAAAUAUGUAAUGCACCAGCAAUUUGAAAUGGAGAUAUCUCCUAAGACAACUUGUAACAAAAAAUUAAUUCUUCUAAAAUGAUAAACAAAACCUCUGAACAUUGGCAAUAGCAGUUUAGUCAUAUGCUUAUAGCUAGCUAUCAAAAUAUAUUAUUAAAAUUAUGGUGAAAGCUUUGCUAUAUGGAAGCAUUUAAUAAAAUUACCAAUAAAAUA